AUGGCGCAUAGGUUCCUCUUAUCUACGAACGGAUCCAGCGCCAGAUUCGCCUUCAUAUUCACGGUGUCACUGUCCUGCACCUAUUUGUGCUACAGUAUUAUUUUUUGCCGCAGCACAAUCAUGACAACCCAGGGUUACGAGGGGAGAAGAUGCUCGCCGAGCAAGAACGCGGCAGGGAAGAAACUUCUGGGGAAAUUAAACGAUUGCGCUUCGCUGGAAGUCAGCUCGGCUCUGGAUGAGUCCGCUGCCCGCCGAGGGUCAAGUGAUGUCCGCGAGCAAAGUAAAGCCCCUUCCUCGUCUGGAAGCCACUGGGCUGACGUGAAGUUGAGAAACAUGAGUGUUGUGCAAAAAUAUGGAAAUAAGAAGCUGCCCAACGCGUUGAUAGUCGGCGUGAAGAAAGGAGGCACCAGGGCGGUGCUGGAGUUCAUCCGGAUACAUCCAGAUGUGCGCGCUCUUGGAACAGAGCCGCACUUUUUCGACAGGAACUAUGACAGAGGGCUUGACUGGUACAGGGGACUAAUGCCUCGAACGCUCGACAGCCAGAUCACACUGGAGAAGACGCCCAGCUACUUCGUCACCAGAGAGGCCCCCAGACGCAUCUCCAGCAUGUCCCACGUGACCAAGCUGAUCGUGGUGGUGCGUAACCCGGUCACGCGAGCCAUCUCCGACUACACGCAGACGCUUUCCAAGAAGCCCGACAUCCCCACGUUUGAAGAGCUGGCCUUCAAGAACAGCAGCCUGGGCGUCGUCGACUCGUCCUGGAACGCCAUCCGCAUCGGGAUGUACAUCCUGCACCUGGAGAACUGGCUGCAGUACUUCCGCCUGUCGCAGAUGCACUUUGUGAGCGGCGAGCGGCUGAUCACGGACCCGGCCGGGGAAAUGGGCCGCGUUCAGGACUUCUUGGGACUGAAGCGAAUAAUCACGGACAAGCACUUCUACUUCAAUCGAACCAAAGGCUUCCCCUGUCUGAAGAAGCCGGAGAGCAGCGGCCAGCCGCGCUGCCUCGGCAAAUCCAAGGGCAGGACUCACGUGCAGAUCGAACGGGAGGUCAUCGAGCAGCUGCAGGAGUUUUACAGGCCGUUUAAUAUCAAAUUCUUUGAAACCGUGGGGCAAGACUUCAAGUGGGAUUGA
Messenger RNA from Cyclopterus lumpus (lumpfish), 1131 nucleotides. It is a transcript of the gene hs3st2, whose product is annotated as heparan sulfate (glucosamine) 3-O-sulfotransferase 2. Gene Ontology annotation, molecular function: [heparan sulfate]-glucosamine 3-sulfotransferase activity. The record is from RefSeq and is a predicted model, not a curated record. Bases 1 to 1131 code for a protein of 376 amino acids. The transcript is spliced from 2 exons. NCBI's taxonomy places the organism in Eukaryota, Metazoa, Chordata, Actinopteri, Perciformes, Cyclopteridae.